Molecule: messenger RNA, 309 nt
Organism: Cyphellophora attinorum
Lineage: Eukaryota; Fungi; Ascomycota; Eurotiomycetes; Chaetothyriales; Cyphellophoraceae
Product: ATP synthase subunit f, mitochondrial
Exons: 5
Coding region: 1-309 (102 amino acids)
Biological process (GO): proton motive force-driven ATP synthesis
Source: RefSeq, a predicted model, not a curated record
AUGUCGUUCGUCAUCCGCCGAAGCGUCUCAACUCUCGUCCCUCCCAAGGUCGCAAGUCCAGCAGGACUCAGCGCCGCCAAAGAUGCCGUGCGCAUGGCACGGAUAGCAAAAUUCUACGAACAGCUCCCCAAAGGUCCCGCUCCGGAAAUAAAGCCAUCGGGUCUGAUCCAGCGGUACCAGGCCAGGUACAUGGGGCCGAAGAACAACAGUGCUGCUCCGAUCUGGCACGCGAUAUUGGGCAUCAUGACGUUGGGAUACAGCAUGGAGUACUACUUCCAUCUGAGACACCACAAGAACAACGCGCACUAG